AUGCCAUGGGCAGCGCUGCGCCCAGAAAAACUUGAGGAUAGAUUAAAAGUUUACAACGAAAAAGACCCACAUAUAAAAUUAACAUAUGAAAUAAGCAAGACUGCUAAUUAUCUGGAUGUCACAAUCUUUGUACGUCGCCCGACGGCACGAACGAUAGUCUAUCGAAAACUAGCGGCACAACCAUAUGUAUUACCGUAUGACAGUGCACAUCCAAGGCAUAUAAAAAAGAACAUCUCAUAUGCUGCUUAA
This is a messenger RNA of Didymodactylos carnosus, 249 nucleotides long. NCBI's taxonomy places the organism in Eukaryota, Metazoa, Rotifera, Eurotatoria, Philodinida, Philodinidae. The record is from the annotation of a GenBank genome assembly.